AUGACCGACACUUCGAACCCCUCCUCGGGGCUGCAGCUGGUCUCCCUUCCACCCGAGAUCCUGCACCUCAUCGCACAGUCUUACAUCGACGACCUCGACCCUGCCUCGAAUAUCAUCUCGGUGCUCACCACCUCGCACCUCUUCUACUCGCUGUUCCUCCCCAAGCUCUACUCCUCGAUCUCGAUCUACUCGCUCUCCCAGCUAUCGCGGUUCGUCGCCCCGUCUUCAGGUGCGCACAUCCACUCGCCGCGAUACACCACGGGCAGCGUGACGAUCAACAUCCCUGGCGUGCCCGGUGGGGGGGACGGGACGAUGAUCCCCACCGCCGUCGGCAUGUCACGCUCACGAGACCGUCUCUUGCUCGCGUCCCAAGCCCUCUCGUUAUGCCCCAACGUGCGCGAGGUGUCGUUGGAAUUCUUCAGCGUGCGUCACUCGGAGAUUCUCACCACGGACGAGUUUCGUUUGGCCGAAGCAACAGCGUUCGAAAGUGCCAUUCGUGGGUUGUGCAGAGUCGAGCGCUUUCGCUGGGUCCCACCUCGUUGCGAUGCAAACGCGAUCAUGGGAUUGAGCAUCGUCAUCGUAGACCAAGUCAUCCCGCCUCUCGCGCGCGGACUCGUCGGAUGUUCUCGAUUGCACACGCUAGAGCUGUGGAACACCAUGCUACCCGACGAUGGCGGUGCCGACCUCGCCAGCUCCCUCAUCCAUAUCGCUACCACUAGCGGGGGUGAUGUCAAGCUCAAUUUGCGCUCCGUAACAGGAUUAGAUCCCAAAACGGUAAGCGAUCUCGCGCUAGCCGAUCCACCUGUGAAGGUCAACAUUGCAGAUGGGUUCGUGGGCUCCAUCUGGGGCGCACGGAUCGACAAGCGUGUCGUGGAGGAGUGCAUGCGCGAUACGCUCGAUGCCACCUCCUCCUCUGGAAGCGAAAGGUCCAGCCGGAGCUCGUCCGAGGCGUCCAGCAUCGCGACCAGUCGAGCGACCAGCCCCGAGAUGCUGCUGCAGGACACGCUGGCAAAGGCAAGCGAAAACGUCCACAUCACCGUCCUACAAGGUGGCGUAGCCGGCUCGAGGAUGCUGCCCCACUAA
Molecule: messenger RNA, 1083 nt
Organism: Kalmanozyma brasiliensis GHG001
Lineage: Eukaryota; Fungi; Basidiomycota; Ustilaginomycetes; Ustilaginales
Exons: 1
Coding region: 1-1083 (360 amino acids)
Source: RefSeq, a predicted model, not a curated record